CCUCACUAGUUACCACAGCCACAAAGUUAUUAAUUCCGCCUAUUUCUACAAUUUAUCUACUUGGAACCUUACUCAAUCCACACUGCUACUCGUAUGCCUAACCCUAAAUUAAUACCAAAACUCAUUUUUAUUUUAUUUUAGGAAUUUUCUACGAUACAGGCUGUGGUAACUAGUGGACAACUAGUUUCCGUCCUUCAUCCAACGAGUUAGCAAACCAGCAUUAGCAUCUCAAUAAUCCCUGUCAACCUGAGUAAAUACAGACUCGUUGGAGAAUUCGCCAGUGUUGGACUCCCUGGAAAUAUGACGCUAUUUCAUUUCGGGAAUUGCUUUGCCUUGGCUUAUUUCCCCUACUUUAUCACCUACAAGUGCAGUGGACUCUAGUCACCCUUAUUGGGCUCCCGAGUGGCGCAGCAGUCGAAGGCACGGCAUCUCAGUGCAAGAGGUGUCACUACAGUCCCUGUUUCGAAUCUAGGCUGUAUCAUAUCUGGCCGUGAUUGGGUGUCCCAUAGGGCGGCGCACAAUUGGGCCAGCGUCGUCCGGGAUCAGAAUACAAUGCAUUUUGGAGAUGUGUUCAAGCAGGAGCUACCUACCUAUUUGUGCAGCUAUGCAAGAUGCUAUUUCUAGCCACUUUCUUCCCCACAUGGGAGGGAGGAGCUGGUGUGUAUGACUUUGUUGGUGAGUUUAUGAAGGCCACGGUGGACCUAGCAGACCUUCUGGGCCUGCAUCUGGUCAUGUCCAGGAACGCAGGGAAGGGAGAGUACAAGAUCAUGGUGGCAGCGAUGGGAUGGUCCACAGCAGAGCUCGUUAUGUCAAGGUGUAUACCUCUAUGGGUGGGUGCCAGAGGCAUUGAGUUUGACUGGAAGUACAUACAGAUGAGCUUCGACUCCAACAUCAGCCUGGUGCACUAUAUCGCCAUGGCAGCAGUGGUGUGGAUGUUCACGCGGUACGACCUCCCGAAGAGCUUCCGUCUGCCUGUGACUGUACUGCUAGGGCUGUGUGUAUACAAGGCCUUCCUCAUGGAGUUGUUUGUCCAUGUGUUCCUGCUGGGGAGCUGGACAGCCCUCCUGGUGAAGGCGGUGCUCACUGGAUCCAUCUCCCUCUGUUCUCUCUUCCUCUUCGUCACACUGGUGCACAGUAACUGAGACUGGCUGCGACCCCAAACAAAGAGGGUCUUUAACACACACACACACAGGGCCUUUCAACCAGACUUUGCCUGUAAAGAUUAAUUUUGUAUCACACAGAAAGAGGGCAGGAAUGUGAGCAUUCAUGGUUUGACUUUUUUAAUGUUGUGAUACUACUUUUUUAUGUAUGAUUUAUUAUUGUGCUGAAUUAGUACGGUAGAUUGAGUAUUUAUAACAAUUGGAUGACAGUGGAUGCCUCUUAAGCGUUGUAGUACAGUUACUAAACUACUUUGACAUCUAAGCUGAUGGUACAAUACUGUUGUUACUCUGUGUGCUCACCUGCAUUACUGCAGAUAUGAAAGAGAUUAACUUUAUCUCAUUUGACAUGAUGAAAUACAAAUGUUGGUGCACUUGUCACAUGACUGAAGCAGCAUAAUGGCGUAUUUAUGUUGUCGUAAGAUGACAUAAAACAUGGUAGCAGUGGGUUAUCCUACUCUAUGGAAACUUAGUGAGGUGUGAGUGAAUGGCCAAUAAAUGACUUAAUAUGCUA
Messenger RNA from Oncorhynchus kisutch (coho salmon), 1671 nucleotides. RefSeq names its product transmembrane protein 147-like. The record is from RefSeq and is a predicted model, not a curated record. The transcript has 8 exons. The coding region runs from base 612 to 1142 and encodes 176 amino acids. Lineage: Eukaryota; Metazoa; Chordata; Actinopteri; Salmoniformes; Salmonidae.